AUGGUAGAUGAGGAGAAAUUCACGGAGGAGAAUCCUCGUAUACAGGGGCACGAAACGGUAUUCGAGAGCAAUAAUGUAGCCACAGAGACAGAAAAGAGUGGCGGCCUUAGCAAGGUGUUCAGCGCCGCCAUUGACUACGGAAAAGGGGACUCUACGGUUCACAAAGAUAUUGGGUUGGGUCUCUUCCAGCAGUCUCUACAAUACGACCAGGAGCAACUCGCAAGAGAUGUUGGGAGAGUCCGAUGGAAAUUGGAUUUGCUCGUGCUUCCAAUGAUGAUGACCACCUAUAUGUUGAGCUUUUUGGAUAAAAUGACCCUUAACUACUCCAAUGCUUAUGGCCUCCAAGAGGAUACUCAUAUGAGCGGGGAUGAGUACUCUUGGGUUGCUUCAGCCCUGUAUUUUGGCUGGUUUGUGGGCUCAUACCCGUCUAACCUCAUUCUUCAACGAGUGCCAGUUGGGAAGUUCGUGGGCUACAUGCUCUUCGUCUGGGGAGGAAUUUGCAUGCUUCAAGCUGCAGUUUUCAACUUCGCAGGUUUUUUCGCUGUGCGAUUCUUCCUCGGCGCCGUGGAGGCUUGUGUGUCUCCGGCUUGGCUUUUGCUCUCUGCUACCCUAUGGACUCGUGAGGAGCAACCUCUAAGAACAUCAUUCUGGCUUUCUACCAACGGCAUGGCAUCUAUCAUCGGUGCCCUCCUCAGCUAUGGCCUAGGACAUGUUGAUAAUCUCUCUGUUCCCAACUGGAAGCUUAUCUAUCUUGUCGUUGGCGCAAUGACAGUCGCUUGGGGAAUCGUGCUAGUACUUUUUAUGCCAGAUGGGCCCCAUAACGCAAAAAUGCUCACUGAGUAUGAACGGGUCGUCGCAGUGUGGCGUAUCCGGCGCAAUAAAACUGGAAUUCAGAAUGCAAAGUUCCUCCCAUAUCAACUCAAAGAAGCUUUACUCGACCCGAAAUCCUAUCUAGUUUUGCUCAUGGGAGUAUGCUACGGGAUUCUGAAUGGCGGAGUAAGCAACUUUCUGAGCGCGUUAAUCAAAGGGUUUGGGUUCUCUGGCCUGCAAGCCAGUUUACUCCAGACCCCUUCCGGCGGUACUCAGAUGAUUCUGGGUAUCGUGUUUGGCUACAUUUCUACCAUCCGAAAUAUGGUCGGUGUAACGGUCUUGCUUUCGUGUCUUCCUGGAGUAGCAGGGCUGAUCGGUAUUUUAACCAUCCCACUCGAAAACCGUUACUCGCUCGUGGCGUGUGCAUCGCUACAGACUGUCGUCGGGUCCCCCAUCGUUCUAACUUGGACGCUGCCAUCUUUAAAUGUGUCAGGCCAUACCAAGCGCUCUACCGUAAUGGGGCUAUAUUUCGCUUGUUAUUGCGCGGGAAAUAUAGCAGGGCCUCACCUGUUUAUUGCUCAUGAGGCGCCGCGAUACAUGUCUGCAAUCAAGGGGUUAUUGGCUACUUACGGGGCCGGGAUAGUCCUGCAAGUUUUCUACACGACAUUAUGCUAUUUUGACAACAAGAGCCGAGAUCGCUUAGGACAAUGUACGGAUGAGGCGGAGGAAGCUCUGGAAGGAUUUGAAGAUAUGACGGAUAAAGAGAAUAGGAACUUCAGAUAUCGUUUGUGA
Molecule: messenger RNA, 1602 nt
Organism: Coccidioides posadasii C735 delta SOWgp
Lineage: Eukaryota; Fungi; Ascomycota; Eurotiomycetes; Onygenales; Onygenaceae
Biological process (GO): transmembrane transport
Cellular component (GO): membrane
Molecular function (GO): transmembrane transporter activity
Source: RefSeq, a predicted model, not a curated record